Drosophila sulfurigaster albostrigata is the source of this 3310-nucleotide messenger RNA. RefSeq lists its product as uncharacterized. The transcript has 2 exons. The record is from RefSeq and is a predicted model, not a curated record. Lineage: Eukaryota; Metazoa; Arthropoda; Insecta; Diptera; Drosophilidae. The coding region runs from base 30 to 3152 and encodes 1040 amino acids.
ACGUGGAUUUUUUUUGGUUUUUUUUUGAGAUGGGUUGUCCCUGCUCCAAGCAGCUGGACAACAACAACAAGGCACGGACCAAUCCGCUGCAGCAGCUGAAGGCAGCCGAGGCGCCAGCAGCGUUGGGGGGACGGGCUCAGCAACGACGCCGUCGACGGGAGGAGAAACGACAACGGCAGCUGGCCAAGCUGCAGAAGCGCAACGCACGCAAGCGACGUCAUCAGCUGGGUACAGCCAACGGCAGCUUGCGUCGCAGCCGCAGCCACAGCCAUAGCCACAACCACAGCCAUGGCUCGGUCAGCAGCGUGACGCCACAGUUGCGUCUGCGCGGUGGCAGCAACGGCAGCACAGCCACCGAAUGCAUCAGCGCACUCUACGCCCGCAGUCUGGAGCAACAGCGCGAGGAGCAGCAGCGACUGAUUGAGUUGCGCACUCGACAGCAGCUGGAGCGGCAGCUACACACGUUCCUUCUCAAUCAGCUGCUGCUGGGCAUGCAGUUCUUUGGUCACUUCGAGCACGAACUGGCCGCCAUCGAUGAGCAGCUGCUGGCCAAGCAACGUGCUUGCGCUCAAACGCUCUCGGAGCACAGUUUGCUCCAUGCCAACGCCAUCGAUGCGGCGGUGGCGAAGCGAUUGCUCUUUAAGCCCAAUCAGGGACAAAACCACAACGCAACGCCUGCUGAACCGCUGCAGAAACCGCUUACAUACGUGGUGUUCGAGAACGUGGACGUCGCUCGUCCGAACGACGCCAACUACGACUCGAUAGCGGCGCUGUGCAAGGUGCUGCUGGAGACGGACUACUACACAACGACGCCCUGUCGCAUGCAGUACGUGCAGCUGCUGGAGCAGGCUCGUUGGAUGGGCUAUGUGCGACUCAAGCUGCGUGAACCGGCGCCCAAUAUGCCGCGCAGUCCGCGCAGCGGGACCAGCGAAGCCGCCGAAAGCGAUGCGACACCGACGACUGUGGCAGAUAACGAAGGCAUUUACACGGAUGCCAGCAGCAGUGGCUACAGCACCGGAGUGGGCGUGGCUGGCUCAGGGCGAACCAGCUGGGAUGAGGGUGAUUAUGAUCACGUGUACAUAGCACGCUUGAACACGCAGCGUUCGUUGGCCGAGCUGCAACUUGAAGGACGUGUCCUGCUGCAGCGAAAUGUGCUGCCCGAGGAAUGCGUGUGUCGGCUGGGCAGCUGUUUGCCCGCCUGGCUGGAGCAGAGCGAUGACGAGGAUGAACUGGAGUCCAGUGAUAGCGAGCAGGAGGUGCAGGACAGCAAUCGUGGCAGUGGCUACGAGACGGUUCAGGUGCUGCGUCAGUGUCGCGUGGAGCAGCUGCGUCGUCGUGCGCUGCUCCAGCAAUGCUAUCUAAGCUCUCAGCGUUUCAUGCACUACUUCGGUCAGUUGUUGCGCCAACAGCUGGCCCAACAGUUGGACAUUAGCAUGGAGCAGCUGGCCACAGCCAGCUAUCGUGGUUGCAGCAUAUACACCAGCAAUGAGGAGCUGGUGCCCGCCAUUCAUGUGCCACACGGUUGGCCGGACUGCGCCUUCGAGUUCAAUUUGCGACAGCGCGGGGAGGGAGAAUCGAGAAUCGAAUGGCCUACGCUGCAGAUGAGGAAACGCAUUCAAUCGUUUGGCUAUCAUGUGGUGCCCGUGGGAUAUGCACCGAAGCAUGCGCGGAAUCCCUUUCGGGAGCUGGAGUGGCGCAUCAUAUUCCCGCAGGCGGAACAGUUUCUGGAGCGGCAAUUGUCACGCAUGCAACUGAAGUUGCUGCUGAUGCUGAAGAUCAUGGUGCGCAGCUGUGUGAACGACAAAUGCCAGGCCAUGGGACACAUUGUGGAUCAGCUGCGCACACAUCUCUUCUGGCAAUGCGAACGUGAUGCAAGUGGCUACAACAACAGCAACGAUUGGUCUGAGGAGUUUCUGGGCGAGCAGCUGGUGCGUUUUGUGCGCAGCUUUGCCGACUGUUUGGCCAAGAAACAGCUGUCGCAUUACUUCAUCGAGCGACGCAAUCUGUUCGAGCAUGUGCCCGAGGAUGCGCUGAUGGAGCUGCGCGCCAUCAUGGCCGGCAUCGCAGAGCAGCCGCUGGUCCAUGUGCUGCAAGCACUGCGGCAGCUUCAACAUGCCGCCGACUUUUAUCCCAAGCUCAACUAUGCCCAGCUGCUGGAGACACUUGUGGCCACCGACUACUUGCAGCUGCGCAGCAAAGCCAAGUUCACGCGACAAACGUUGCCCACUUGCGUAGAGCAGCAAGGGGCAACUGCAGAGCACCUGCGAGAGGAGGAGGAGGAAACACCUAGCGCCGCACAGGGUUUGCUGGGCAUGCGACAGCAUCAGGAGCGCACGCGUGGCAAGCUGCGACGCAAGACGCAACUGCUGCGCGCCCAGCAGCUGCAGCUGGCCGAGCAGCGUCGCAACUCGGAGGAAUCCCUCACCCAGGACAUGCCACUGUUUGUGCCACGCAUGUCGCACGUCUCGCAAGCAUCGAGUGAUAGCUCCACAUCCGCCUCCGCCUCCGGCACCGGCGCCGGCAACACACUGCAGCUCAACGAUGGCGUCGAGAUACUGCGACGCACCAAUCUGCUCGAGCUGCUGCUCGACCAUCAGUUGUCCAUGCUGGCCAAGGCCACCGAGUACCGCAAUGCCCAACAUGGCCAGCUGUACUUGACGCAGACGCAGCGUCUCUGUCGCCUCUAUCAACAGCUGGGCUGCUCUCAGCACGCUCAGCAGCAUUAUGCCCAGGCCAUUUGCCAGGCAGCUAGUCAACUGGAGCGCAUCCUCCUCAACGAGAGUCCGCGAGAGAGCUGCAGUGUCGCUUCCCCCAAGUUCGUGGAGCAUGUGGUGCAGUUGCACACGGCAGAAGUGCAUCUGCAUCCCACGUCCUCCCCACCCAGUACUAACCCCACAACACCCCCACCUCCCACUCCCACUCCCCCAACAGAUAAGGCAACUGUCGAUUCAGCGGUGAGCGAAGCACCACCUGUUGCUGGCCCUGCAACAGCGGCGGUGCAGAAGCUGGAAACUCUGUUGCAGCGCAUGCAACUGGAGCCACCGGCGGCACUGCAAGCCAUCGGCUCCAAGACGGAGCAGCUGGUGCAGCAGCUUGAGCUGCGGGACUUGCUCAAACGACACACACAGAAGCUGAAGAGCGCCUUCAAUUAAGAAUCUGGGAAAUUUCAGCAUAUUAGCUGUAAUCAAUCAUUGUGACUUGUCCUAGCUUCUUAUCAACACUUUCUAAAAAUAACUUUAACUAUAAUUAACUUGAUGUUUUUCGGUACUUUAAAGUUAGCAAUAUAUUCUACUAAAUGGCGUUUAUCUAU